GACCAGCAGGUCCACGGGCGGUUCUGUCUGAGUGGGUUUUGGACUGAGCCGGCUGGUUCCUGAUGUCUAUUGAGGUCCCAAGUCUUUAUCCUUAGUCCGAGUCAGGCCUCAAGUCAACCAGCUCACCGUCCGCGCUCCGGCUUUCCUGCUCCUCCUGAAGUCCAGAAAAUGGAGGUUCCUGUGGAGGAAGACGAGAACGGAGCCAAACCUUCAGCCUGCGGGAAGGAACCAGAAGGUCAGAUCCACAGAUCAAGAGCAGAGUCCCCGGCAUCCAGCUGUCUGUCCAUGAAGAGUGACCACUCCAAGGGUCUCCAUCAAGACUUCAGUAAUGAACCCUCAGACUCAAAAGGUCAGAUCCACAGAUCGAGAGCAGAGUCCGGGGCAUCCAGCUGUCUGUCUAUGAAGAGUGACCACUCCAAGGGUCUCCAUCAAGACUUCAAUAAUGAACCCUCAGACUCAAAAUCAUGUCAUGGUUUUGAGUUGUUUGGCCCAGAUGCAGGACACACUCACGAGAUAGAGAGCAGGUUUAACACAUUUCUUUCUUUCACACAAGCGCUACAGAGGUUGAAAUGUCUGGUUUUAACAGCGCAGAUAAUCGGCGAGGUCUGCGGGUGGCGCGGGAAUGAACACAGCCUGCGGACAGAGAACGAGAGGGAACCGGUGGUGAGCAGUGCUUGCAGCGUCUCUGUAAAAGCGGAUGUUGGCUUAGAUGUUUUAGCUGAACAUAAGGCCUUUCUGAGAAGGAGAAAUGAAUGUGUCACCGAAGGAAGUGCUGAAACAGGAAGAACAACCCUCCUCAACAAGAUCUACAUUGAGCUCUACAUCACAGAGGGACAGAGUGAAGAGGUUAAUACCCAGCACGAGGUGAGGCAGCUGGAGACGGCUACCAAAAGAAAGGCCCUCCAUGAUACACCCAUCAGGUGCCAUGAUAUCUUUAAACCUUUACCUGGCCAACUUGGACCUAUCAGAGUGGUGCUGACCAAUGGCGUCGCUGGUAUUGGUAAAACCUUCUCGGUGCAGAAGUUCACUCUGGACUGGGCAGAGGGCUUGGAGAACCAAGAUGUCCGUGUGGUGGUUCUGCUGUCGUUCAGGGAGCUGAACCUUAUCAGAGAUGAGCAGCACAGUCUUCUCUCGCUGCUCCAUGUUUUUCAUCCAACCCUCCAGAGGCUCCCAGCAGAGCGGCUGGCUCGCCAGAAACUUCUUUUCAUCUUUGACGGCCUGGAUGAAAGCAGACUUGCUCUGGACUUCAACCACAGUCGGCUGGUUUCUGACGUCACACAGAAGUCAUCAGUCGACGUUCUGCUGACAAACCUCAUCAAGGGGAACCUGCUUCCCUCGGCUCUGGUCUGGAUCACCUCCCGACCUGCAGCGGCCAAUCGGAUCCCUCCUGAGUGUUUUGACAGGGUAACAGAGGUCCGAGGCUUCACCGACCCCCAGAAGGAGGAGUACUUCAGGAGGAGGUUCAGUGAUGAAGAGUUGUCCAGCAGAAUCAUCUCCCACAUCAAGACCUCCAGGAGCCUCCACAUCAUGUGUGGAAUCCCAGUCUUCUGCUGGAUCACUGCUACGGUUCUGGAAAACAUGUUGACCACAGAGCAGAAAGGAGAGCUGCCCAAGACCAUGACUGACAUGUACUCUCACUUCCUGCUGGUCCAGACCAGGAGGAAGAAGGAGAAGUACCAUGAAGGACAUGGGAGAAGUCCACAGGAGUUGAUGGAGGCUGAUAAGGAAGUUCUCCUGAAGCUAGGGAGGCUGGCGUUUGAACAUCUAAAGGAGGGAAACAUCAUGUUCUAUGAAGAAGACCUGCAGCAGUGUGGUCUGGAUGUAACAAAGGCCUUGGUGUACUCGGGUGUUUGCACAGAGAUCUUCAAGAGAGAGAGCGUGAUCUUCCAGAAAGCAGUCUACUGCUUCGUUCACCUGAGCAUUCAGGAGUUUCUGGCAGCAGUCUACAUGUUCCACUGCUUCACCAGCAGGAACAAAGAGGUGAUUGAGAGGUUCCUGGGGAAAAAGUGCAAGAAGUUUUCUCUUCAGGACUUCCUGAGCGUGAUGAUGGGGAAAGCAUUUAGAAGUAAUACUGGCCACCUGGACCUGUUUGUCCGCUUCCUUCACGGCCUCUCUGUUGAGUCCAACCAGAGGCUUCUCGGAGGUCUGCUGGGUCAGACAGAGAACAGUCCAGAAAGCCUCCAGAAGGUCACUGACAAGCUGAAGAAGAUGAACACAGAUAAAAUCUCCCCUGACAGAAGCAUCAACAUCUUUUACUGCCUGAUGGAGCUCAGAGACCUGUCCAUUUAUCAGGACAUCCAAGAGCUCCAGAAGUCGGAGAUGAAAUCGGAUAGGAAGCUCUCAGAGGUCCACUGCUCAGCUCUGGCCGACAUGCUGCAGAUGUCAGAGGGGGUUCUGGAUGAGUUGGACGUGGAGAAGUACAACACGUCAGAUAAAGGACGGCUGAGACUGCUCCCAGCUGUGAGAAACUGCAGAAAGGCUCGAUUUUUUAACUGUGGGCUCUCGCGGACUCACUGUGAAGUGGUGGCCUCCGCUCUGAGGUCCAGCCCAUCUCAUCUGAUUCAACUGGACCUGAGCUGGAAUGACAUAAAAGACUCUGGAACAAAGAUCCUGUGUUCUGGACUGGAGAGUCCAAACUGCAGGCUGGAGGUGUUGAGGUCUGUUCACUGGUGUUGUUGCUUUGAUUUCUGUAUCGGCCUAAAACCUGAUUCACAAACGUUUUCUCAUAUCUGUUCUGGUAGAAAUGGGACAAAUUUCAUAUUUUCCACACACACUCACAUGCUUCAUUUCUCAUUCAGGUUGGAGCUGUGCAGUUUGUCAGAGGUCAGUUGUGCGGCUGUGGUCUCGGCUCUGAGGUCCAACCCAUCCCAUUUGACAGAACUGAACCUGAGCGAGAACGAAAAGCUGAAGGAUGCCGGAGUGAAGGAGCUCUGCGGGUUUCUUCAGAGUCCGCUCUGCAAAAUAAAGACUCUGAGAUUGUGGGGCUGCAAGUUGUCAGGGGUCAGCUGUGCCUCUCUGGCCUCAGCUCUGAGGUCCAACCCCUCUCAUCUAACAGAGCUGAACCUGAGCUGGAACUAUGAGCUGAAGGAUGCUGGCGUGAAGGAGCUCUGUGGGUUCCUAGAGACGCCGCACUGCGUGAUAGAGACUCUGAGUUUGAAGGACUGUGGGUUGUCAGAGAUCAGCUGUGCUUCUCUGGCCUCGGCUCUGAAGUCCAACCCCUCCCACCUGUCAGAACUGGAUCUCAGUGAGAACUGCCUGAAGGAUCAGGAUCUGAAGCCGCUCCGCAAGCUGCUGAACAGCCCAGGCUUCAAGCUGGAGACUCUAAGGUGGAGGUUAAAAUCUUUUUGAAUGAAAGGUCUGUGACUUUUGACCUGACGAGCCACAGCGGUUGAAGCAGCAGCCGCAGUUUGGGUCUGAAGAAACUCACUGGCUCAUGAAGAGGAGAUGAGAUAUUUUGUUUUUCAAAUUUAUUAUUCAUGCUCAGAGACAUUUUUAGUCUCCUUUUGAACACCAAAAUUAAACCUAAGCUGCAAUAGUUACAUUCUUAAACUAGCGUUGUAUGUAUUUAUGUACAGUAUAUGUUACGUUUACUGUUGUUUUUAUUCUUUAUUUUUGGAUGUAAAAUCUAAAAUAAAAAUCUUAUGCUUUUUC
Molecule: messenger RNA, 3651 nt
Organism: Fundulus heteroclitus (mummichog)
Lineage: Eukaryota; Metazoa; Chordata; Actinopteri; Cyprinodontiformes; Fundulidae
Product: NLR family CARD domain-containing protein 3
Molecular function (GO): protein binding
Source: RefSeq, a predicted model, not a curated record